AGAGAUCGCUGUCAACUGUAAAGCCAGGGGGCAGGCCAGUAAAAAGCAGCAUGAUGGCAACUGUUGUUCCACUACUGCAAAGCUUAACAUGUCGUGGAUCAACAUUUUCCAUGUUCUCGAAAUAAUAUCGGUAACUGGAACCAACGCAUUAUAUCUGGUGCGUCAUUUUGCUAGAUGGCGUUACCUGGUGCAUGGGACGUGACAUGUUCUUAUGACCAAGAUUUGAGCAAUGGCCUCGAGAACGUUGUAGUUGUAAUUGACAGCAGCGAUGUCGGUAAAGGUGAAUUUCCCAACUUCCAGUACACACCUGAAAAUGUCCCAGGGCCUGGCUGCAGCAGUGACCCAAGUGAGAUCACCCUUCCCGGAUGUCAGUGCCACUUGCAGUCCUGCCAGAGCGAACAGUGCCAGUGUUUGCAGCGAUAUGGCCCAGCAUAUGACGGUCAACACAGGCUACUGGGGCGAAGGGACGAGGAGAGUCACUACUCUAGGCCUGUGUUUGAGUGCAACGCCCUGUGCGACUGCAGUGAAGACUGCUCCAACCGGGUGGUGCAGAAAGGAGUGAGUCUCAGAUUGUGCGUGUACCGCACAAAGGACCGCGGGUGGGGUGUGCGCACCAUGGAAGCCAUACCUCGUGGUUCCUUUGUGUGUGAGUACGCCGGCGAGGUGAUUGGCUUAGAGGAGGCUCGACUCAGACAGCUCAGUCAGGGACCAGAGGACAUGAAUUACAUCAUCGCCGUGAGGGAGUAUGCCGGCGAGGGUGAAAGCAGGGAGACGUUUGUGGACCCUUUGGCCAGGGGCAAUGUGGGCCGCUUUAUCAACCACUCGUGUCAGCCCAACCUCUUCAUGGUACCAGUACGUGUGCACUCCAUGGUACCCCGACUCUCACUGUUCGCUGUGCAGGACAUUGUCCCUGAUGAGGAGUUGACGUUCGAUUAUUCUGGCAGGUACAACAAUCACACAGCAAAGAUUUUGACCUCUGAGCAGAGCCAUAUGUCAGAGCAGAGUGACCAAGGAGAAAGUACAGGCUCCCUGCAGAGGAAACACUGUCACUGUGGAGCACUGAACUGCACAGGCUACCUGCCACUGGACAUCACUGUUCUCCACAGUUAGAGAAGGUUCAUCUUACUUGCCUUUCCUUUAUAUGCAACUUAGUCCACGCAAGGACAUUUCACAUGUUACAUUUUCCGAAAAUAUGCCCCGAAGUGUGCUAGUUAUGAGUUAAGUAGGAGCUGCUCAGAAAGUUGGACCCUUGAUGAAAUUAAAAAAAAAGUACCUCAGAUGCUCCUAGCAUCUAGAAGGUUGUCCUUGUACUCCACAAUCCUGCACCUUGAACAUUCUUUGUCAUCAUACUGUCCUAUUCCAUGUACCAUGCAUGGUAAGGAGCAUGGGCUUUUGUUGCCCACCUCCCCAGCUGAGAUGCACCUCCUCAGUCCCUCAUUGGCCAGUGUCAUCAUGCUCCUCUUAGGUCCCUCCUCCCAAGAGAGGGUUAGAGAUUUGCUUUGGAGAUGCUCAUAUUAGUCUGACAUGCAAGCAAACUACACCUCCUGUGCUGAGGCCAUUUUGUUUUGCUUUUUGUAUCCAUGAGGCUCUACUAAUGUGACUUUUAGUGUUUAUGGAAAUGCAUCAUACUUGGGAGGUCCAACACUAAUGCUACACGUGGGUUGAUUUCUUCCUGCUUGUCAGUUGUCAGUUCAAAAUGCUCACUGGCCCUUUAAGAUCAUCAUAGGAUCUGCACAGGGACAGGGAUGUCUCGGGAGAGGCGUGCAAUUAAAAAGAGCCUGUGGGUGCUCACAUAUAGGAACAGAUCUUACUCCCCGGCCUCACAGAGGGGCGGACGCGACCCACUUCACCGCCGGCAUUCUCAGAUCGGGCCCCUCUCCUCAAAAAACUGUCCCAUAUUCAGUCUAGACCUGCUUUCAUCUUUAUGAUGUUAUUAAUACCCACAUCUGGGUUAAUUAGUUUGGAGACCAUGUUCCGGGCAGAAUUGGGAGCGAGCUUCAGUCACGUUGACAGGAGGCGAGUGGAGCCUCAUCUAUGUCACACCAGAACAGAUGGGCUGCCUAUAUGUGAACUCUGUGAAAUUCCUCGAUGCGAAGAUGUACAGCAAGUUUUUGAGGGUGUAAAUUAAUGUUUGCUCUUCAGCCCAAGCAAGGUCAUGACAUGGUAAUGCCACUCUUGUCUCAAGAAUGUUAAGUACAGUUUAAUGCAGAAAAUAAAAGAUACAGAUUUGUUAAGAUUAAAGCAUGUAUAUGUUUUAUGUA
This is a messenger RNA of Clupea harengus (Atlantic herring), 2261 nucleotides long. It is a transcript of the gene setmar, whose product is annotated as SET domain and mariner transposase fusion gene. Gene Ontology annotation, molecular function: protein binding; histone methyltransferase activity; zinc ion binding. Lineage: Eukaryota; Metazoa; Chordata; Actinopteri; Clupeiformes; Clupeidae. Gene Ontology annotation, cellular component: nucleus. The record is from RefSeq and is a predicted model, not a curated record.